Molecule: messenger RNA, 1050 nt
Organism: Neltuma alba
Lineage: Eukaryota; Viridiplantae; Streptophyta; Magnoliopsida; Fabales; Fabaceae
Product: probable aquaporin NIP7-1
Exons: 4
Coding region: 12-1007 (331 amino acids)
Biological process (GO): transmembrane transport
Cellular component (GO): membrane
Molecular function (GO): channel activity
Source: RefSeq, a predicted model, not a curated record
GAAGUCCGAUCAUGAAGAAAAUCAUGAUUGAGAAACAACCAUCUCUCGAGAAUUUUAAUGAUGCGUCAAGCAGCACUGGCCUCUCCUCAGAUGACAAGGAGAUUGACUGCACCAAUGCAAUAUCAAAGCAGCAAUACAUCUUGGUGAAAAACUCUGCUUUUCAUAGUUCGCUCAUCAGACUUGACCUAAAUUAUGCUCGCACGGCCGUGGCAGAGAUGGUGGGUACUUUCAUUCUCAUGUUCUGUGUAUGUGGAAUCAUUGCAAGCACGCAGUCGCAGAAUGGAGAAGUGGGCCUCCUGGAGUAUGCAGCUACGGCAGGAUUAACAGUGGUUGUUGUAAUCUUCUCAAUUGGGCCAAUCUCUUGUGCUCAUGUUAACCCGGCCGCCACAAUAGCUUUUGCAACGUUUGGUCAAUUUCCAUGGCUGAAGGUCCUCAAGAAGAAACAAAAGCACGGUCAUUUGUACACUUCAGGCACCAUUGUUAUAGUAGUUAAUAACUUCAUAUCUUUCUCCUUCCCUGUUGAACAGGUUCCAGUUUACAUACUAGCACAAACAGUGGGUUCUGUGUUGGCAACGUAUAUUGGCAGCCUCGUCUAUGGGAUUAAAUCAGAAGCCAUGAUGACAAGGCCAAUCCAAGGGCCUGUCUCAGCCUUCUGGGUGGAGCUGAUUGCAACUUUCAUCAUAAUGUUCCUUGCUGCAGCCUUGACAAGUGAAUUUCAAUCAGUGGGUCAUUUAUCCGGUUUUGUUGUUGGAAUUGCCAUUGGACUUGCAGUGUUGAUCACCGGACCUGUUUCGGGGGGAUCAAUGAAUCCUGCAAGAUCAUUAGGCCCCGCAAUCCUGUCAUGGAAAUUCAAGGACAUAUGGAUAUACAUCACAGCCCCCAUAAGUGGAGCUGUGGCAGGUGUUCUAUUGUUUCGUUUUUUGCGUCUCAAGCACCAACCGUGCACCACUUUCUCCUCUCCAGCCGCAACUCACGACGGCCAUUCCGUAACCUUGUACCCAAGUUAGCAUGCCAAGGAAUCGCAGAAUCAGCGGCAGCAUUGUCGAUUGG